UUUUUUAUUCAUCGCACAAUUUUUAUAACAAAAUUAAUAUUAAUUUAAUAGUUAUGUAAAUUUCUUUUAAAACAUUUUUAUAAAACAAUUCAUACAAUGUUUUCAAACAAAUUGUGUUUUAAAUUAAUUCAUAAAGUGCUUACAAUUUCAAUAUUUUUUGUGUAUAUAAUCCCAAAUUCUUGUGAUACUUAUGCCGACAAUAAUAUAACGGAUGAAACGAGUGGACAGUAUUUCGGUGCUCAGGAACUCAUAUCCAGAAGUGAACCCAAAUUAUUGGGAAUUUUUGCCGACGGAGUCACUGAUCGUACAAAUAAUAGUGUUAUAAGGCUUAACGAUAAUUAUGGGGUCGGAUUAAAAGAUCAAUUUACAAUAAAUAAGCGAGAACAAAUUGGCGAUGAUGACCAAACGAGUGCACAAUUGCCAGAAUAUGACACUAAUAUAAGCCAAAAAAUCCAUUCAUUAAAUCUAUGUAAUAAAUUGGGUGAACAAAGUGAACCGGAACCUAACUGUUUGCUCAGUCCUAUACAAUCACCUCCAGUGAAUAAUCAGAAAGUGCCUUUAUUUCCCGUAUACUUUCAUAUGCAUGAUUUGGAUGUUCAGGGACCCAAUCCCCUCAAAAUGCCUCGGGAAUCAUAUAUCGCAAUGAUGGUGAAGGUGUGUAGUAAACCUUAUGGUCAGCUAUUGAUAUAUGACGAGGAGUCCAAAAAACAUUUAUUGAGUUUUAAUAAUGAUGGUCACACCGAUAUGUGUAACUAUUACGAUGACCAAAGUCCCGGUAAUUACGAGACCUUUGUAUCCGAUUCUAAUAAUAAAUUAUGUUACCUGAACCUGGUGAAAUAA
Messenger RNA from Oppiella nova, 840 nucleotides. NCBI's taxonomy places the organism in Eukaryota, Metazoa, Arthropoda, Arachnida, Sarcoptiformes, Oppiidae. The record is from the annotation of a GenBank genome assembly.